GCCUCGUCAUUAAAUUAAUCUGCUUUAAUUUUUUUGGACUAUUGACUAUGACAUGCAUAUCAGCCAUUGCCUAAUGGCUAGUACAUACUCCACUUGUGACAAGGAUCGUCGUCUAGCUCACAACACGUUACUACAAUUCAGCUACACAGUCAUGGACGGCGGCGGCCGCGUCCGGGUCGUCUCGCGGCGCGUGGUGCGCCCGUCGACGUCGCCGCUCAAGGGGGAGGUCGAGGUGAUCCACCUCUCGCCGCUGGACCUACGCCUCAUCCGCACCGACUCCCUCCAGAAGGGCGUCCUCCUGCCCAAGCCUCCGGUCUCCGGCGCCGGCCUCGUCGACGCGCUCGCGUCCUCGUUCUCGCGCGCCCUGGACCUGUUCUACCCGUUCGCCGGCCGGCUCGCCGCCGAGGAGCGCGGCGACGGGACCGUGACGGUGUCCCUGCGGUGCACCGGCGAGGGCGCCGAGCUCGUGCACGCCUUGGCGCCCGGCGUCGCGGCCGCGGACAUCGUCUCCUCGGUCUACACGCCGUCGCUGGUCCGGGACGAGCUCCACUCGUUCGACCCGGCUCGCGGCGCCGACGCCGCCGUCGAGGCGCUCCCCUUGCUGUCCGUGCAGGUCACCGAGCUCGCCGACGGCGUCUUCGUCGGCGUGACGCUGAACCACUCCGCCGCGGACGGCGCCGCGCUCUGGCACUUCUUCAACACCUGGGCGGAGAUCCACCGCCGCGGCGGCGUGGGCGCCAGCUGCGACCUCUCCACGCCGGCGCCGGUGCUCCAGCGGUGGUUCCUCGAGACCUGGCCCGUGCCGAUCCCUCUGCCGUUCGGCAAGCUGGAGGACAUCGCGCGGCAGGUCGAGCGGGCGACGGUGCGGGAGGCCUUCUUCACCUUCGCCACCGCAAGCGUCACCGAGCUCACGGCGCGGGCGAACGGCGAGAUCGCCGGCACGGCCGCCGCCAUCUCGUCGCUCCAGGCGGUCCUGGCGCACCUCUGGCGAGCCGUGUGCCGCGCGCGGCGUAUGCCGCCGGAGCAGGGCACGUCCUACUCCGUCCUCAUCGACUGCCGGGGGCGCGUGAAGGGCAUCCCGCCGGGGUACGUCGGCAACGCUGCGACGUUCGGCAAGGCGGAGGCCACCGCCGGCGAGAUCGAGGAGAAGGGUUUGGGCUGGACGGCGUGGCUGCUGAACCGCGCCGAGGCCUCGUUCGACGAGGCGAGCGUGAGGGAGUCGGCGACGCGGUGGGUCCAGCAGCCGGAGCUCAUGUUCAUCAGCGACCUCACCUCCGCCGGCACGGCGGUGGCGACCGGGAGCUCGUCGUGGUCCGACGUGUUCGGGAACGACUUCGGGUGGGGCAGGCCGGUGACCAUGCGGAGCGGCGCGGGGAACAAGACGGACGGCAAGGCGGCGGUGUUCGAGGGGCCGGAGCGGGGAGGGGGCAUGUCGCUGGAGCUGUGCUUGGCGCCGGACGCGCUCGAGAGGCUCGUCGCCGACGAGGAGUUCAUGGACGCGGUGAGCUUGCCGGCGUGAGGGUGGACCGUGCAGUGAUCGAUCACUUUUGCUAAAUUGACAAGCUUAUACUAUGAAGUGUUGUGCAGUGCUUGCUCUAUAUUUGUUGGUGCAUCGGUGUGAAAUGUUUUUUGAAAUUAAGGUCGUGUUUGGGAGUGAGUAUUGAUGUAAUCAUGCGUUCAUGCCUUGCCACUCUUUUUCCAAUAUCAUUAUUAUCUUGUUAUUCAGCGCCC
This is a messenger RNA of Panicum virgatum (switchgrass), 1731 nucleotides long. RefSeq lists its product as uncharacterized. NCBI's taxonomy places the organism in Eukaryota, Viridiplantae, Streptophyta, Magnoliopsida, Poales, Poaceae. The coding region runs from base 53 to 1519 and encodes 488 amino acids. The record is from RefSeq and is a predicted model, not a curated record. The transcript has a single exon.